This is a messenger RNA of Schistosoma mattheei, 11905 nucleotides long. Lineage: Eukaryota; Metazoa; Platyhelminthes; Trematoda; Strigeidida; Schistosomatidae. The record is from the annotation of a GenBank genome assembly.
AUGAAUGUUAGUAACAGCAAACAAGAUCAACUGUUCAGCGAUACUCCAUCAGAAAGCUCUCUAAACAAUCCUAUUUCAGAUGUAAUAAAUACUGAAAAUACAUGUUCAACAUACCUGAAAUCAUCAUCGCCAACAUUAUUUCCAGUGCAUGCAUUCAACACUUUAAAUUCUUUGUUAUCGCGACCACAUUGGCAAGUACCUGUUCUACCAGAUUCACAAUUGGAAACUGUACUAUUGGCAUCAAUCAAUAUGGCUAAACAUGGUGAAGAUAUUCACUCACAAGAUUGUUUACGAUUUUAUUCAGAUGGUUUAAUUAGUUCUUUUCAGAAAAUAUUUCAUAAUGAUGCAGUUACUCGCUGGGACUCACAUAUCUUACAUUUUAUUUACGCCAACUCUUUACUGGGUAUUGAACUGUGUUCCAUAAAAGCAAAAUCUGAUUGCCUAGCAAUAUUAGAAUUGGAAAGUAUCCUAUUCGAUCCUAAUUCACAGUUUCACACACGUAGUAUGAUUUCCACUAGUGUAACACACGAAAUUCGUUAUGGUGUUCAUAGAAAUGUUGUAUGUCGAUUUGAAGAUAUUAUUAAAUUAUUGCCACAUAUAUCAAUGUCAAACGAAAACGACAGUACGUGUCAGCAACAACCAGGACAAAUAGAAGAAGAUAGUAAUCCCUUGGAGAAUAAUGAUCCUCUGACACUAUACAAUACUGUUCAAAUAAAGGAAUAUUCUAUUUCUUAUGCAAAUUAUAAGGAUGCACCUAUUCUAGUGGAUUUUAUUAAUCUGUUUGGACGAUUCAGUGGAUUCGAUCGAUUGAAAGCACGUUUCCUUGAGUUAAAUAACAAGUACCACUGGGAUCAGCAACAAAGAGAUAUGUUACAACAGCAGCUACAACAACAAUCAAGUGAUCAGACAGAAUUCUUAUCACUUGGUCUAAUACAUGCUUAUCUACAUCCUUUUGCUUUAUGUUCAAAUUAUUUAAGUGACUCAGUAGUUGAAGAAUAUUUCAAACCAAUAGUGACUAUUAUUGUCAAUUAUUUGUCUCAUUUAACUGAUGAUCAAAUUAAACGUGAAACUAAAAAGGAACUGCGUAAAGAUGAUUUCAUCACUAGUUUGAAACUGUCUUUAUGUACAUUAAUAAAACGUAUUCCAUCAUCAACAGAAGAUGAUAUUGAGACAAUUGAAUUACUCAGUCUUAAUUUAAUCUAUCGUUUCUUUCAGCUAUCUUCUUUCAAUGGGAAAAUGAACACACUGAACGAAUUAAUUCGUCUAUUACCUAAUACUAAUUCAUUACGGGUUGGUCAGUGGAUUACAGAUAUUAAGUUAUUAAAAUUAUUACUUCGUGAAAAUUUGCAUCAAUUACAAUAUGUGGAAAAAGUUGAAGAGAUAAUACGUUUUAUGAUUAGAAAAUUAUUAUUAACAUCAGAUGAUUUAGAUAUUAUAUGGGAAUCACAAAUUGGUAAACAUGAAACUAUCAUUAAAAAUAUAUUCAAUAUGUUAACUCGUUUAGCAUUGGAAUUUUCAAUGAAUCAAUUAAAUUAUUUAUUUAAUUGUUUUCAGCAAAGUUGGAAAAAAGCAACAAAACGUCAACGUGAACGUUUGGUUGAUUUGAUCACAAUGUUAGCUGAACAAGAUACAGAUGGUAUGAUGAUGCAAAAAACAUUAGAUCUUCUAUGGGAUUGGGCUGUUAGUUUGAAAUUUUCUACUGAUUUAAUGAAUGCUUCACUUAAAUCACAUGCAAAAAUUCUUAGUUGUAAUAAUAAGCCAUUCGUAUGUCAACUUCGGAGUGUUUGGCUUGGGAAGCUUGCAAGUUAUUUGAAAAUUGAACCAAAGAGCGAUGAAUGUUGUUUAUUACCUGCUGCAAAACAAUUCAUUGAAAUUGCCAACCUUUAUAACACGGGUUCAUCAAAUGAAAAUACUUUAAUUCAAAGUAUAAAUCAACGACAUAAUGUUUUAAAAGCAGCUGUAGAUUGUAUCAUACAAACAAUGUGGUCAGUACAUGAAGAACGUUUAAACGUAAUAAUAAAAAAUCAAUCUAUUUCAUCCAAAUCUCCAAUUUCAAUGAAUCCAACGAAAAAUUUAAAUUCUAAUCUACAAUUAAUUGAAGUUAAAGAAUUAUUAAAACUUUUACGUUAUCUUAUAUUUCAAUGCCAUUUAUUAUGUACAGUAGAUUUAUUACAAGCAAUUUGGGAUUCAUUAUUGAAGCCAACAUUUCAACCAGAUUUUAUUGUAAACAAUUAUAUUUUAUUAAAAUUUCAAAAUCAAAUUGUAUUAUCAAAUGAUUGUGAUUUAUGCUUUAAAUGGUUUACAUUAUUUUUUAAUAAUUCCACAUGGUUAAAAUGUCGUGAUUUUAUUUGGGAUAAUUAUUCAACAUUAAAUCCAAAAUUAAUGACAAAUGCUGGUGUAGAAUUUGUUGUUCAAUUAUUUUGUCGUAUCAAUUCGGAUAAUACAUGUAUUAUUAGUGAAUUGAAUGGAUUCAAUACAAUUAAAUUAUUAUCAAUGACAUCAUCAUUAGCAACAGCAACAUCAACAAUUAUUCCUAAUAAAACAGAUUAUACAUUUACUACACUUAAUAGUAAUUAUUCUACUGUAACUAAGACUAUGACUACUAUGAAUACUACUAAAACCAUGACAACUACUACUACUAAUUCAACAAGUAUUAAAUUCAUGAAUUUAAAACAAUUAUGGAAUUUUAUUUUAUAUUCAAAUAAAAUAGUUUAUCAAAAAAUAUGCAAAUUAUUAUUACAAUUAUAUACUAAUUAUAGUUCUACUAUAAAUUUAAAUAAACGUAAAGAAUUAUGCUUUAAUAUUAUGAAAUUAUGUUAUACAUAUAUUAAAACAGAAUAUAAUGAGUUAAUUUCUUCUAUCGAAAAACAAACAAACUAUGAAACAACAUUUUCAUCAAAACUAUCACCGUCAUCAUCAUCACCUACCUCAUUAUCAUGUGAUCCUGAAAUAAAAUCAGCUACAUUCAGACGUAUAUCAAGAAUUUUAAAAUUAUUGAAACGAUUUACAGUUAGAAUGAAUUUAGAAAUGUUUAUUAAUGAUGCAAGUGAUGAUUGUAUUCCAUUGAAACGUUCAUGGAUUGGUUCGUCAUUUUUCUUAACAGUCACUUGUCAAGGUUUACCAAUUUUAUUUCCUACCAAUAGUAAUAACAACAAUAUUAGUGCUGAUGAUGAUAUUGUUGAUAACAAUAAACAAAUUUAUCUAUCUGAUGGUAAGACAGUUACGAUUACACUCAUUGUACAUGGAAAUCUGACUUUUGGUGAAUUACGUGCUUAUCUUUUAAAUUUUUGUCUACAUGGUUUCACAUCAAAUAACAAUUUCAAUGAUAACGGUAGUAAUGGUGGUGUUAGAGGUACCAGUGGUGGUAGUAGCAGUAGUAGUAGUGGUAUUCAAUGUCAAGAUAAUAAUAUUCCACAUUCAAUGACAAAUUCAAUGUAUCAGUUAGAAUUACGUAUAAUAAAUGUGGAACAGACAAAUUCAAAUGAUUGUAUAUUACAUCAUAAUAUUGAUAAUGAGUUGCUGGUGAAUUUAUUUUUGUUCUUUCCAAAUUGGACUAAGAAUUUCCUGGACAAUCGUGAUCAUAUAAAUAAUGAUAUUCCAUUUGUUCAUCUGGAAUUGUCCGCAAAAUUAAUGUUUACCAAUAACGAAUUAUCAUCGUCCACUACUGAAUCAUCAACUACAACACCUGGCUCUUUUCAAUUUUCUUAUAAUCUUAAAGUGUUUGAUAAUAUGGAAGUCAGUGCAACACAACAAAGUAGUAGCGAUAUUGCCCUAGGCCAUCUUAAUACUAUUGACAAUACUACUGCUACUGCCACUAUAAGUAACAAUAAUAAUAAUUUUCUGGAAGACGAUGAUCACUUACUGCCAUCAGAAUUAAAAAUAUUCGAUUCAAUAAUUGAUCGAAAUCUUGAACAAGAACAACUUGCAAAUAAUAAUAAUAGUGAUAAUAAUGAUAGUAAAUGUGAUAGUUUAUUGAUAGAUAGUAAAUUGAAGAUAGACGACUCUGAUGUACUGAAAUGCAAUCAACAAUCGGAUGUUGAUCGUGAAGGCGAAUUCAUUUUAAAUACUGAUCAACGUAUUGAAUUCUUAUUAAAUUUGAGCAGGAUUGCAUUAGCUUUAAACCAUUCCAAUAUAAUUCAUAGUAUUAUGCAACUACUCAAUUGUAUGCCAUUGCAUAAAAAAUUAAUUAAAUUUAUUAAAGAUAAUUUAAUCCAGUUAGUUGAUAAGAAAAUUAUUGAACGUUGCAAUGAACCUAUCUUAUCACAAACAUGGUUUCAUCAUUUACUUACAAAAUCAAAUGUAUCAACUGGAGUAUUUAAUUUAUUCAAUAAUAAACAAAUCAAUUUGGAGAAUACACCGAAUUACAUUGAAUUAUUGUAUACACUACAAGUUUUGUAUUGUUUAAUGAUGCCUAGUUGUUUAGUGAAACAUUAUCAUUUUAAUAAACUGAAUGGAGAUCAUAGUCAAUUUUAUAAUCCAUGUAAUAGUAGUAAUAAUAUGUAUAAUUGUCAACGUUUUUUUCCUCUUAAUACUACUACUACUAAUAAUAAUGGUAAUAUCAGUAGUAACACUAUGCCAAGGACAAUAGAUUUUACUACAAACGUUUUGUUUAAUCAAAUUCCAGAUUGGUCAGAUGCUAUAACUAUAACCCUGCUUCUACUUCGUGGUGGUGCCUUAAACCUACUUCUUUCGUCUCCACUUUUAGUAUCCUCCUUCACUCCUACAUCAUCACUAAAUCAUAAAAUUAUUAACUAUGAGAAGAAUGAAAGAAAACGUCCUUCAUCCCAUGAUCAUUUACUCGAUUCCCGUUCUUCUUCUCUCUCGCUUUCAUCUUUUGUUAGUAUUGUUAAUAAAAAUGAUGACAAUCAGAUUAUUUUCUAUGACACAACAGUUCAUUGGAAACUACUCUAUCACAUACGUCUAUGGCUGUUAAGAAUAAUUCGUGUAUUACUUAUUAGUACAGCUAAUACACUAGUAUUGUAUAACCUAGAUUCAAUAUCAGAUUAUAUGUGUAAUGUAUUCAAAAAGUCAUCAUUUCAUCAGUUAUUAAUUUCUCUGUCAGUCGCUGUGAAAGAUCCUCGUUCCUGUCGGAAUGAUUUUUCAUUUACUAAUUCUUUACAACAAAAUCCACUAUCAUUGGUUCAGUCGGUAUCAGAUAGUACUAGUACUACCACUACUGCAGCGAAGGUGAUAACAGAAAGAAAUACUGCUGGAAAUCUUGAUGCUACUGCUGAUAGUGAUGGUGAUGUUGUUGAUAAUUCCGAGCAUAAUAUUGAAUAUAUUUGUAAAUUACUACUUCAUACUUAUAAAUUAACUAGUAGUACAAAUCAUCCUGUACUAGGUGGAGAUUAUUUUCUACUUUUACACGCUUUACACGUUGCACAGUUGACGAUUGUAUCUAAUAUAUCCAUAAAUGAAGUGAAAAGUUACUGGUUUAAAAGUAGUAUAAAUAAUACUUUUGGAAAUCUAUUCUUAACUGGAUGGCAAACAAGAUAUGGUUGUGAAAAUUCAAUGGAAUAUUUAAAAGAUUUUAGUAUGAAACCUAAUCGUAUUGAUAAACUUUAUUCAUGUACAGGUAUAAAUAAUGUACAAGAGAAUAAUUCAUUAGAAGAUGAAAUGGCUUCACUGAAAAAUGAUCUGUCAGUUGAAUCCUCUCAACUUGUAUUAACUGAAAAUAAAUUUCAAGAUAUCAAUGAAGAUAUUCUUCCUGUUAAUGAUACCGAACAAACAGUUACUAAUAAUCUGUCCAAUUCAACUCGUUUAUCUUCAUCGGCAAUAUCUUUAUUAUCGUGUGAAUCUACAUUGUCAUCAGCUUCCUCAUCGUCAACAUUAUCUUCUGUUCACCAGUUACACUCAUUAUCAUCGUCAAGUUCUUCAUCUAAUAAUGAGAAUAUUAGUGGUGGCAGUAAUAAUAGUCGUAGUAGUCAUAGUAGUAGUAGUAGUAGUAGUAGUAGUAGUAGUAGUAAUAAUAGUAGUAGAAGUUGUAGUGGUAGUAGUAAUAAUAGUGAUUCCAACGAUAUUGAAGAUAGAAAUUUGUCAAAAUUAUUAUAUUCUAACUUUCAUGAACAAUGCUUUAAUUCUUUUCGAAGUGGUGAAACUCAAGGUUCUGUAAUCAUAGAAGCAUUAAACUGUAUUCCAUGGUAUCAAUGUCUGUAUCCACAGAGUGAAUUUCGUACAUUUUUAAAGUACCCUUUAUCAUAUAAAAUGUUAGUUUGUUUAUCACAGAAUCAUUCAACAGUAGAUAGUUAUCGUAGUUGUCGUGAUCGUCGUGGUAGCAAUCAUCGUAAACAUUCACGUCAAUGUCGUCGAUAUCCACCUCCUUCUAUUCUUCAGUCACAUUCUCAUCAAUAUGAUUACAGUUAUCAAUUAACUGGUGGAGAUAUGUUACAAGAUUUGUUAUUUUCUGACUCGUUAAUUAUUCGCAUAUCUACAAGAUAUUCUAUGCAUACUUUACUAACAUUUACUGCAACUGAGAACAGAAAUAAUGUCUAUUAUGCAUUGGAACAAAUGUUCAAUUGGUUACCUAAUUAUGUUCCAUCGAAAAUAACACAAUCUGAUGAAUAUUUUAAUUUACUUGUUCAAAUCACUCCAUUUAUGAAUAAUCAUGAACAAUUUUUACAAAGUGCACAUCAAUGGCUUAGAGAUGAAAUUGUCUGGCUUCGAUUAAUGAUAACUGAUCGUCAAUUAGGAUCAUGUGAAACACCUAUUUCUUAUCCGUCUGUUGAUAUCACUCCACCGAUUUUCCACUGUGCUACAACUGCAGAAUCCACUGAUCAAUCAUCAUCACUAAACAAAGAAUGGAUAAGAUUCACUGCAGGCCUUAGACCAGAUACCAUUGUUCAUCAUUUUCAUGAUAUGUCUAUUGAGGAUAAAGAUUCCUUAAUUUGUGGACACUUGAGAAUUUGCAAAUCGUUAUAUCAAUGUUUUCUAGAUUCUACUAAUUCAUCGUUACAAUUGUUAGCGAGCGAAGACUAUACUGAUCAACUGUUUGACCAAAUGAAACAAAUAUCAGGACAGAUAAAAGACUUCCCAAUGAACAUUGUAAAUAGUGGUAAUAGAAACAAUAAUGAUAACGUUAAAUGCAUAAGUACUACAUCGGAAACUCUAAAUACUACUGAUCAACAAUAUAAUAACAAUACAUCGCAUUAUUUAAUAAAUCAAUUAUAUUUAGUUAAAGACUUAGUUGAAUUUUUAUUGUUUCCCGCUUCAAAACAAUAUAACGAAAUACGUAAGUCUACAAUAUGCUCACAAAUCAAUAAUCAACAUCACAUAGUGAAUUAUGACUAUAACAAUAUUAACGAUAACAUUAUUAAUCAUAAUUCUUAUUCUCCAUUAUCUACAUCACAUUUAUCAUGUUCAAGAAAAUUAAUGAAUUCAACUUUUGAUUUUCUUCUAUCCAUAACUAAAUGUAACUCAUUAAAUAGUCAAUUAUUAACAACUAUGCUGUACGAUUUGAUUUUUUCCACCAAUGCAAGACCUAUGAAUUUCAACUGGAAUUAUAAUUUUGGAUUAAAUUCUAAUAAUUCAACAUCAUUAUUAUCAUCAUCAAUAUUUUCUGAUCAUAUUGAUAAAAAUAAUUGGACUAAUAAUGAUUAUAGCAAUUAUAAUCGUAAUGAUAAUGAUAUAAGUAUUACACAUCGUUUUGUUGGUUUGAAAAAUGGUGGAGCUACAUGUUAUAUGAAUUCUAUUAUACAACAGUUGUUUACAUUGGAUCCAAUUCGUGAUUGUGUACUUAGUGCAAAUCCAGAAUCUCUACUGUUAGAUUAUAAGUUGUUGAUAGAUAAAGAAGCUUCGAAAGUGAUAAAUACUUCAACUGCACUUACAACUUUACCAAUCUCCAGUGAUGAUAUCGCUGACAAUAUUUGUCAACAAAGAUUAAAUGAGGAACUGAAAAAUAACACUGUAACAACAACAACAACAACAACAACAACUGAUGAUGGUCAAACAUCAAAAGAGUCAGAAUUUCAACCUUUAAGUAAAGAAAAAAUUCAUCAUCUAAAUGUGUUAUAUCAUAUGCAAACUAUUUUUGGACAUUUAGCUUAUAGUCGUGUUAAAUAUUAUGCACCAGUAGAAUUUUGGCGUCAUUUUAAAUUUCGUGCAGAAGCUGUACAUGUUGGAGAACAACAUGAUGCAUUGGAAUUCUUUCAAAUACUCGGUAAUGAUUUGGAUGAAGCUUUAGAAUUAUGUAAAUUGCCUAAAAUUGUUGAAGUUGUGUUAGGUGGUAAAUUUGCCGAUCAAAAGAUCUGUUUGGAUUGUCCACAUCGAUAUACAAGUUAUGAAUCAUUUACUACACUCAAUGUUGAUAUAUUAGAUCAUAGAAAUCUAAUUGAUUCAUUGGAACAAUAUGUAAAAGGUGAAUUAUUAGAAGGAGAUAAUGCAUAUCAUUGUAGAAUGUGCAAUAAAAAAAUACCAAUAUUAAAACGUAUGUGUAUUCAAAAAUUACCAUUAGUAUUAACUAUUCAAUUGAAACGUUUCGAUUAUGAUUGGGAACGGGGUGUAUCACUUAAAUUUAAUAAUUAUUGUGAAUUUCCACGUCAUUUGGAUAUGCUACCAUAUACUGUGCAAGGUUUAAAAGACUCUACAGAUUCAUCGUCCUGUAUAACUACUGAUGUCAUCAAUAACACCAAUGAUAAUAAUAAUACUGAUGAUAAUAAUCCAUGUACAAAAUAUAAUUUGCGCGGUGUAGUUGUUCAUAGUGGUCAAGCAUCAUCUGGACAUUAUUAUUCAUUUAUUCGACAUUAUCGACCUCGAACGAAAACAUUCAAAUGGUAUAAAUAUGAUGAUCAUAAUGUUAUCCCUGUUCGGUUAGAUAAAGAUGAAGAGGCUGUCGAUCAGUGGUUUGGUGGUGAAUGGAAAGUUCCACCUCAUGAUCUGUCAAAAUUCGCUCAUUUAAGAUCUGGUAAACGUUGGUGGAGUGCUUAUUUAUUAUUCUAUGAACGUGAAGAUUUCCAUGAACAAAUUAAAAACAUAUCAAUACCUAAAUUAGGUUCAAAUCCAAAACAAUCAAGAUUAACUAAACGUGUACAAGACAUUGUAAAUUGGCAGAAUAUUGAACAUUUACAUCAUCGUAUUCAAUUUGAUCCAUUGCUUCCAGAAUUUAUCUAUAAUUUAAUUAAUAAUAAUAUACAAUUGUGUAUGACUAAUUCCAGUGCCUAUCAAAAUUUAGGAUUUAUUACUGUAGAACUAUUACUUCAUUUUAUUUAUCUACGUUAUCAUGUGGUCAUAUCAAAUUGGAAAUCUUGGCUACUUUUAUUCAUCAAAUUGAUUUCAAUUAGUGCGCCAAUAAGAUGUGAAUUAAUUAAAACAAUGUUCCUAGCAUCACCGGAUCAAAUUAGAUUUUUACAAUUCCAUUGUCCUUAUCCUGAAAUGCGAUUUUUCAGUGCCGCUCUAAUCAUUUAUAUCUGUCAUUUAUGUAUGAAUGAUCCAUCUGUACAGUGUGAAGAUAUUCUACAUUCUUUUAUUUCAUUGGUUAAUAGUUCUAACACUAUUACUAAUACUACUGAAAGCAGUGACAAUAAUAAUAGUAAUUGUUGUUCUAGUGUAUGUAAUACAAGGUCUACAUCAACCAACACUACUAAUGCGACCACUUCUCCAAAUAUUGAAGUCACUGCCAUUACCAUAAAAACAACUACUGCUGCUGCUACUACUACCGCCAGUGUCUUGUCUUAUUUAUUAAGGUCUACAUUGAAUGAAACAAAAUCACCAAAACGUUCUUCCUGUUCUUUACAAAAUGAUUCCAACGAUAGUGAUGGUAAUAAUAAUUUAUAUAAUCAGAUGAUUAAUCCAGGAGAAUGUUUAAUACAAUUGAUAGUACAUCAGUUGCAUUUCUCUCCAAAUACAUUAGCACUAUCACCAAAUAAAUCUUUCCAGGAACAACAACCAAAUUAUCAUCAACCCUAUUCUACAAUUCGAUCAGGAAAUCCUUCAUCAUCUUCAUUUCCUAUGAAUGCUGCGGUUACAUCGACACUUCAAUCUAUUAUGCCAGUACCAUCAACAUCAUCAUCGACUACGUUAUACCCAUCUGCUAUUAUUAAUAAUAAUCGUUCUACAUCAUUACCAUCAUCAUCAUCAUUAUCAACUAUAAUGUUGUUAUUUGUUAAACUACAUGUCCCGGAAAUUUUAAUCAAUUAUAUGCUGUCCUAUGAAGUUAUGUUGAAAACUGUUGGAACUUCACCAUCAGGAACAACAACAUCAAUACCGUAUACUCUUUCAUCUUCCCUUCCCGGUUGGAACCAAGAAUCGCGUAAUUACGAUUGUAUACAAAGAUCUAUCAAACGUUUAUACAACGAAUUAUCUAUAGAAAUUCAGUCACUCAGCUGUGCAAAUUUGCGGCUUUCAUCGUGUUUAGAUACUUUAGUCUAUGCACUUCUAACUAAUUCAACAGUUUCAACUACAGCAUCGAAUUCAAAUUUUGAUUUUUACAGUCAUUAUAAAUAUGACUAUAAUGAUACAGUUAUCAAUGAACAGAAUAAUUUAACCACAAUUACAAAAACCGAAGACCAAGUCUCACAUAAAUUAAACAAAACAGAGAAAUGUUGUGAACCGCAUGGAACUUGUCCAAUAAUUUCAGAAUCAUUUUUAACUGAUACACAAGCUAAGUCAGUAUCUACCAAUCAGCACAAUCCUUAUUGUGUAACAUCUACUCCAUUGGUCACUCUUUCUAAUUCUUUAAUUCAAUUAUUUUUUUCCAACCAAUCAGAACGUAUUGUUAAACGUUUCACAGGGUCACUCCUUAAUCCAAUCACAUUUAAGCCUAUUUCGGAUAUUCUAUUGUUCCUCUCUUAUGAAAAUAUGAAUUUUUCAGAUCUUAUUCUCAGGGAAUUAGUUUAUUCCAUUUUGCAUCCAUGUGAUUUAGACAGCAUAUUAAAAUUGUUAGAACGUCUGUUACAGGUGUCAGAUUCAUUAAAAUCUGUACGUAUACGUCUUCUGUUUAGCUAUUCCAAUGAUGUUGAUUUAUUCAAACUAUUAAAUUCCAAUUUUAUUUAUGAAACAAAUACUGCUGCAUAUCAAGUAUUUUAUUUAUUCCUUAAUUUACUAUUCACGGAUCCGGAUGUUAUCACUUAUUUAUCCAACGAAAUCUAUUUGGUUAAAGUAUUAAGUGAGCUUACUGCAUCAGCUUUGGAUAGUUUGAAAUUAGACACAUCGGAUAAUUGGCUUGAUGAUAAAGAAAAAACAAUAGAAGCAUUGGAACAAGCUGGACGAAUUUUAAUGAAUUUGAUCCCUUCAAUUGUGACGCUUCCAAACGAUAUGAUUGGUGUGAUUGAAAAUGAUAGUGUACAAGAUGAUGACGGUGAUCUUGAUGAUGAUGAUAAUGCUAACAGUGAUGAGAAACAAAUCACCAUUGUUAACAAAAAUAACAACGAAACUCAAUAUGAUAAUCGAUUUUCAAGUUGGGGAAAAAGUGAAGAGAAUGAUGAUGCUGAUGUUGAGGAGGAAGAGGACGACAAUGAUGAUUAUGGUGCUGAUGAUGAUGAAGGAGAAGAAAUAGAUGAGAGAAAUGACCAUUUGAUUACAUCACUAUGUCGUAUCACCUCUUCAUCUCUGUCAACAUCUGAUGAUCCUGAGCUGGAUCAUUUACCUUCAAAUCAUGAAUAUAUGAUUAGUCGUAAUACAACAAGGACUAGUACUAGUACAAUAGUUGAUGGCAGUCUAGAUAUUUUUAAUCAUACAUGUAUCACUGCCGGUCCACCGGCCACUACUACUUAUACUACUAUUACUACUGCGAGUAGUAAUAAUAAUAACAAUAGUAAUGUUAAUAACAGUAGACAAAUAUACGGACAAUUAUUAUCAUGUGGUACAUUGCCUGGGGAAAUAGUAUCUCAAAAACAACAUGAAGAAAGUCACUUUAACAGUUCUAACGAUAACAAUCAUAAAUUGAAUGAUAACAAAGAGUAAUAAUAAAUAA